Messenger RNA from Glycine soja, 1166 nucleotides. RefSeq names its product ethylene-responsive transcription factor TINY-like. Gene Ontology annotation, biological process: regulation of DNA-templated transcription. The coding region runs from base 275 to 976 and encodes 233 amino acids. NCBI's taxonomy places the organism in Eukaryota, Viridiplantae, Streptophyta, Magnoliopsida, Fabales, Fabaceae. Gene Ontology annotation, molecular function: DNA binding; DNA-binding transcription factor activity. The record is from RefSeq and is a predicted model, not a curated record. The transcript has a single exon.
ACCAUAUAUAUGGAUCUACAGUGUACACUAACCCCCCCAUGAUGCGGUUUUGAAAGCAGAGCCAUUCGUGUGGGACUCUGGGGGGUCCUUAAGAUAACCCCCACGCUUUAUUUUCUCAUUUUCGUCCCUUCCUCUCUCCCUCUCUACUAAAACCCCUCUUCCCCCUCACACCAUCUUCACCUCAUUUUCAUCAUUCUCUGUCACUGUCAUAGGGACAUACAUACAUUUUCACCUUCACACAUCAAACCAACAAGAACUUUCUAUUCCUUAAACCAUGGUCGAGCCUGCAGUAGCAGCAAGCUCAGAAUUAUCAGACUCAACACGAAACACCAACACCAACACCCCUUCACCCUCUUCCUCAUCGUCGUUAUCUCCGUCGCCAUCACCGUCAUCAUCAAGCUCUAAAAAGCGAGCGAGAGACAACAACAAUAGUAGAAACAACAGCAACAAGCAUUCUGUGUAUAGAGGUGUCCGAAUGCGCACGUGGGGCAAAUGGGUGUCGGAAAUCCGCGAGCCGCGAAAGAAGAACCGAAUCUGGCUCGGCACCUUCGCCACCGCCGAGAUGGCGGCGCGUGCCCACGACGUGGCGGCGCUGACGAUAAAAGGCUCAUCCGCCAUCCUUAACUUCCCCGAACUCGCCGCCUCCCUGCCCCGGCCGGCCUCCAACUCGCCCCGCGACGUGCAGGCCGCGGCAGCCAAGGCGGCGUCCAUGGAGGCGCCGCCGCGGACCCCUCCGUCGCCGGCCGCCACGCCGGAGGAUGACCUCGGCGAGAUCGUGGAGCUGCCGCCGCUCGGAACGAGUUUCGACUCGCCCGACCGGAGUUCCGAGUUUGUGUUCCUGGACAUGGACGACGGGUGGCCCUAUUCUCACCCGUGGUACCACAGCAUUUAUGAUGGUGGGUACUUCAUUAGCGACAUGAACAACAUGGUUUCGAUGCAAGAGUCAGAGAGCAUGGUUCUUUCCCUGUGGCCUUGAAGUUAAGCCAAUGCUACUCAUUGCAGUAUGGUUAUAUUUUGGUUCUUUUUUUUUUUUUUUGCGUGAGACAGAUAAUCAUGUUUCUGUUCUUAAGUAUGCGAUUAGGGAUUGGAUUUUCAUGUCCGUAUAUAUGAAAUAACAUUUAUUUGCCGAUAUCAAUCUCUUGAAUGAACAUCAAUACAUUGAGAAA